AUGGAGUAUGCACUUCAAGAGAUGUAUCCAGGUGAGAAAGGGAUUGUUGCAGUUUUGUUCUUAAAAAAUGCCGUAUAUGCUUUGUAUGAAGAAUAUAAGAAAAAAUUGGCACCUCAAGGUGAAGUAAGAGAGCAGUCUCAAGUGUUUACUCCACUUUUUGUGGAGAAUGUCGAGAAGGAAAAAUCUAGUAGACCAAACUUGCUUAGUUCUCGUUUCAAAAAGUAUAAGUAUGCUAGUGGUAGUGGGUCCACAACUAUGCUUUCAGAAUGGGAUAAGUAUUUAAGUGAAGUGUGUGAGAAGGAAACUGAUGACUUUGACAUUUUGAAUUGGUGGAAAGUUAAUUGUCAUCGGUUUUAUAUUCUAUCUUCUAUGGCUCGGGAUGUGUUGGCAAUUCUAGUUUCUACCAUUGUGUCCGAGUCUGCCUUUAGCACAUGGGGUCAAGUACUUGAUCCAUUUAGGAGUUCUCUUUCUCCUAAAGUGGUUGAAAUUCUGAUUUGUACGCAAGAUUGGCUUCAGUCAUCUACCACCCCAAUGAGCGUUGAAGAAGAUUUGGAUCAUGUAUUUGGGGUAGUGUUGAGAGGAUUUGAGAGCGGGGUUUUGAUCCUUGCUUCGUGGGCAACAUUUCUGGAGUGUUUGGUGGCCAACAGAGCAGCGAAGAAGGAGGAUUGGGCACUCAUCGAAAAAUCGCGACUUUGCCAGAGCCGCACCUUUAAACGCAAAAUCGAGAUGGUGAAGACUCAAAGAAUCACGAACCUCAAAGAACGAAAUGAUGAAAGUGGUAGUAGCAGUCAUCGAGAUCUUAGAGGGCGUGCUGACACAUGUAUCGAGGAACGAGCAGCCAAGGCGCACCCCCAUAUGCUGGAUCAGUAUCGUCAGCAAAGACCCCCGGUGUUUAGAGGAAAAACGGGAGAUGACCCUAGUGCAGCUGAGUACUGGAUGGAGCAAACCAAGAAGCUACUCCAGCAUUUGCAAUGUGGUGAUGAGGAGAAGGUCAACUGUGCCACAUUCAUGCUAGAAGAAGAAGUUGGAAGAUGGUGGCAAUCAACUAAGCGGGCACUGCAAAGGACACCCAGCUGUAAGGAAGAGAAGACUUGGGAAUUCAUGAAGUUGAGGCAGACUGAUGAGAUGUCAGUAACUCAAUAUGAUGUCAAGUUUACCCAACUAAUUAGAUUCCUGCCUAUGUAUGAAGCCGAUGAGUGGCAGAAGACACAAAAAUUUGUGGGUGGAUUAAAGGUGGGUCUACAACAAGCUCUUAGCUCAUGUACCAUUAGCACUUACAACGAGGCGCUGGACAGGGCUCUGACCACCGAGAUGAACCUAUUGCGUGCAGGACUGAUAAGAUCUGAUGAAAAGAAAAGAGAUUCGAAAGGCACGGAGCAUAAGUCAGGUGGGAAAAAUUUCAAAGAUAGCAAACUGUGUCCUCGAUGCAAUAAAGAACACCCAGGAAGAAAUUGUUCUCAAGGGUACAUUACGUGUUUUUCAUGCGGCGGAAAAUGA
Diospyros lotus (date-plum) is the source of this 1497-nucleotide messenger RNA. RefSeq lists its product as uncharacterized. Lineage: Eukaryota; Viridiplantae; Streptophyta; Magnoliopsida; Ericales; Ebenaceae. Gene Ontology annotation, molecular function: protein dimerization activity. The transcript has 5 exons. The record is from RefSeq and is a predicted model, not a curated record. The coding region runs from base 1 to 1497 and encodes 498 amino acids.